CUUAUCCAAGAUGUCCGCUGCCAUGCGUUAAGUUACUGAAGGUCGAUAUAAGAACAUAGUAGGAAACCAUUUAUUAGAUCUUUACUACAGUCAGCUGAUAAGUUCCCGACAGUUCAAGAAUCAUUUAUUGCCUGUUACAUCUCAAACUAGGAGCAGACGAGAUGAGUUAGCAGGACCAUGUCAGGAGUCUUACAAACAUACAAUAUGGAAGACCUCGAUGGUCAGCAAGGUCAAGGUGAUUCUAUGGUAUCUGGUCGUAGUCUUGGCAAUGGACAUCAUAGUCGUCCCCAGUCUCCACUUAAAUUCUUCUCUCAAGCCAAAAAGACAAUCAACGAUAUAUUUAAGGAAGUAUUAGAAUAUAUCAAUGAGUCAAAGACAUUUCUCACUGAGCACAAAGAUGGGUCAGAGGAAAAGAAACAUGUGGAAGAGUUUCAGGAUAUGGUGAAAGGCAUCAUAGAGGUUUUGGCUCGUGACCACAUGAAAGUGUGCUUCUUUGGAAGGACUUCCAAUGGAAAGAGCUCGGUGAUAAAUGCUAUGUUACGAAAGAAGAUAUUGCCCAGUGGCAUCGGGCACACAACCAACUGUUUCCUCCAGGUAGAAGGAUGUGAUGGAAAUGAAGGAUGUUUAUAUACAGAAGAGUCAGACGAGGCAAAAAGCGUCAAUUCUGUGAAGCAGCUAGCUAGUGCCCUGAGUACAGCAAAGUUGAAGGAAAACUCUCUGAUCAGGAUCUUGUGGCCCAAAGAAAAAUGUCGUCUCCUCAAGGAAGAUGUCGUCUUUUUAGACAGUCCGGGCAUAGAUGUGACUCCUGACCUGGAUGAAUGGAUUGACCGAUUCUGUCUAGAUGCAGAUGUGUUCGUACUCGUGGCGAAUUCUGAGUCAACUUUGAUGAGGACGGAAAAGAAGUUUUUCCACAAAGUGAGCGACCGCCUUUCCAAGCCUAACAUUUUCAUCCUCCAGAAUCGGUGGGAUGUAUCUGUGCUAGAGGAGGAUGCGGAGGAGGUUCAUUCAGUGAAAGAGCAACAUUACCAGAGAAAUGUGGAAUUUCUCUGUGAUGAGCUGAAAGUGGCAAACAGUCAGGAGGCCAAAAACAGGAUCUUCUUUGUGUCAGCGAAGGAAGCCCUCAUUACUCGGCUACAUGAGGAUAAUCAGACUCCUACUCCAACUGGGUCCUUGCAACGGGACUUCACAGACCGACUUUUUGAGUUUGCCAACUUUGAGAGAAUGUUUGAGGUGUGUAUAUCUAAGUCAGCUGUUAAGACAAAGUUUGAACAGCAUGCCAAGAGGGGCAAAAAAGUCAACGGUAAUCUUAGGGACGUGAUGGAAAAAACCUACACCGACAGUUUACAGCAGAUGGAAGAGUCUGUACGUGUCCGACAGGAAACAGCAGAUGAACUUGACUACCUAGAGAAGCAACUGACCCUGCUGACUGGCGACAUUAAGGAUAAAAUCCGCUUCAUGGUGGACGACGUUGAACGAAAAGUGUCAACGGCACUGAGUGAAGAAAUUCGCCGUCUGUCAUCCAUUGUAGACGAGUUUGAACGUCCAUUCCAUUCUGACCCAGUACUUCUCAAUGUCUACAAGAAGGAGUUGCAUAGCCAUGUUGAGGGUGGGCUGGGCCGGAACCUACAACAACGCUGCUCGUACGUACUACAGAACUCUGUGGAAGAAACGCAGACUGAAAUGACAGAACGUAUAGCUGUUCUACUACCGGAGGAAACCAAACAACAGCUUUACAACUUAGUUCCCAGGCGCGACUUCGAGAUUGCGUACCGUCUGGACUGUCGGAAUCUGUGUGCUGACUUCCAGGAAGACAUACAAUUUCGCUUUUCCAUGGGUCUCACUGCCCUUAUGCAGCGUUUCCUCGGAAGAAAGGGUGCUCACUCCGUUCUGACUGGCCAUUCUGAUACGAUACCACGGCCAAUGUCAGAAGGAGGGCCACAGACACCCCUCGGAGAGUUUUAUCGUCCUCUUGCCCCAGAACAGAACAACCAGUUACUCAUCUCCAUGAUAACAACCUUUGCUUCCAUCACGUCGCGUACCACCAUGGGGGCCAUAAUUGUUGGAGGCCUUGUUGCCAAGGCAGCAGGCUGGAAGGUGAUAGUGGUGACAAGUGGGCUUUAUGGACUCCUCUAUAUGUACGAGAGACUGACAUGGACAAACAAAGCCAAGGAGAGGUCGUUCAAACGUCAGUAUGUCGACUACGCAUGCAGUAAACUGAAACUGAUUGUGGAUCUCACCAGUGCUAAUUGUAGCCACCAAGUACAACAGGAACUAUCUUCUACUUUUGCACGUCUCUGUAACCAAGUAGAUAUAUCCAAGGAGAAGCUUCAGGUAGAAAUCUGUAACUUAGAUAAAGACCUGUCUCACCUCAAGGAAGUAUCGGCCAAGGCCAAACUUCUCAGAAACAAAUCAGACUGGUUGGACAAGCAGCUGAAUGGAUUUAUAGAAGAAUUUCUUGUGAAACCUGAUGCAUGAUAGAACUGACUUGUAUCGAAGCCAGAUCAGUGUUGAUAACACCAAGGGAGAAAUAGUGGUCUGUUUGUGGCAUAAUAGGAAAGGACGACAUUCCCGAAAUGUUUGUAAUUGUUAAGUCUUACAUUCAAUGGAGGAAGCUAUCAAGACUUUAACACAAUGCUACAUUGUAUUUACACCCUUCAAAGACGGGAUGUCACUCUUGUUUAUUUGAAUAACUGACAAGUUUUAGUGAUGAAAUAAUUUGAUAUCAGAUAAAAACAGGUUAUUAGAAUCUUUAUCUGACAACCGUUGGUUAUCAGAAUCUUUAUCUAAUAACCUUUGAUUAUCAGAAUAUUUAUCUAAUAACCUUUGGUUAUCAGAAUCUUUAUCUGACAAUCUUUGAUUAUCAGAAUCUUUAUCUGACAACCUUUGGUUAUCAGAAUCUUUAUCUGACAACCUUUGGUUAUCAGAAUCUUUAUCUGACAACCUUUGGUUAUCAGAAUCUUUAUCUGACAACCUUUGGUUAUCAGAAUCUUCAUCUGACAACCUUUGGUUAUCAGAAUCUAUAUCAGAAAAGUAGGUGAUUAGAAUCUAACUAUAAGAUGGACUCUAUUUAUUAAAAUGUUAUAUCCUCUAUGUACAUAUUGGCUAAACUGUAUGUGUCUACUAUUGAAUUACUUGUGUAUGUUGUGUAAAGAGAGUCUUUCAUCACUUAAUGUAUGAACAUAUACUAGAAAGUCACCAUAUAGCCAUGGAUUGCUCAUCAUUCAUUGUAAGGAACUGUUAUCUGAUAACAUUUAAUUUUACAGGUCAUUCUGUAUAAUUUUCCUAGUUUCGGUGAAAUCAUUUGUAGCCUCCAGACAUAAUUGCAUCUAUUAGCCCACCAUGAUUAGUUAAAGGGCUGUUCAAAUUGCCCCUUGUCCAUGGUCUGUCAUAUGUCUGUUUUCCAUCCACAAACAAUUAUUUUUAACACUACUUCUUGAGAAGUACUAGGAGGAUAUUUCUCAAACUUUUUAUGUAUUGUUCCUCUUUGACUCUACAUGCCUAUUCAGUUUGAGACUCAUUGGUCCCUAGUUGUACCAAUGAAAUUAUGAGUGUAAUCGGGAAAACAAAAUGACUAACAGGCCGCUAUCUUGGAUUUUGACAGUAGAAAUUUUUAAAGCUAUUUCCCUGCUUGUUAGAUUCUUCUUUAUCUCUCUUUCUUUUUUUGCAUGAUCAGUUUUGCUUCUGAUCAGAAGAAGCAACCUACAAUAUUAUUUUGUGAAUUCUACAUAUCAAUAGAACAUAAUUAUAAAGAAGAAAAAGGAGAAAAAAACCCAUACAAUGCUGGGCAUCAAGAUCCCUCUGGGUCUCUUGUUUACAGAUAUAAAGUUUUUAGAGAGAAGGUCUGUUAUCAGAAUAGCAGUCUAUAAACUGUGUCUAAAUGUGAAUAAAGAGUGUUGUUAAUUGAUUUUAGUUUUAUAAAUGCCUUUGUUCUGGUGUCGCAUCCUUAGGUCUUUGAAAACAGAAUUCUUUAUAUGCAAACAGAAUUCUUUAUAUGCUCCAUAAAUGACUGGACUGCUGAAUGCAUACAGCAUUCACCUUACCUGGAACAUGUGUAAGUACAAUUUGUGUUUAGAUCUUACGUCAUUCUGUCAGUUUUCAAAGUUUUUUGUAAAGAUGAAGAUUUUCAUCCUGUUAAAUUUAUCUGUGUUAAAAUCAAUACCAAAAAAAUCAUCUGAUUUUGUAGUUUUUAUAUCAUUUUUGUUCACUAUGUUAUAAAUUUUGUUGUUAAUCUUGAAGAGCCUCUGAUUUUGUUGAUGAAUCGGCACACAGGCCAGACACAGGGGCAUGUCUAGUCUUAUAUCAUUAAAAAAAGCCAGAAAUAUUGCUGGCUAUUUUUAGAAAAUAUAAGACUAUACCUGCCCCUGUGGGCCAGCUGUAGAAUGCUCUAUGAUUGAUUAUUGAUACCAGACAGUAUCAAUGGUGUUAUGAUGCGAGUCAUAUACAAGUCAUAAUGUAUUGCUAUUUGUUAUUGAUGUUGAGUAUUCCUAGUGGGAGAUAAAAUUAAUUUAUUGUGUUUGAGGUAGUCUUGGUUUCCUCUGGCCCCGGAAUGAGAUGAUGGGACAUUUUGAUGAUUCUGGUGUAGAGGCCAGGGGAGACUCGGGCUAGGCUUUGGGAGGUGGGCUAUCCUGGGAAAGAAAUGAAUAGAAUUCUAUCGAGACUGGUUUGAAUAUGUUACAUGUUGUUUGUAUGACAGAUGUAAGAUUUGUACACUUAUAUGUCUGUAAUUCUCUAAUCAGCUUUGUAUGUAUUACGUUAUUGGUAUAGAUUUUUUGAUUGUUACAUGUUUUGUGUACUAGCUACGUACCAAGCUACUUUUAUAAAUGACAUCUUUAUCAAACCUCAUUUUUUAUGUCAUCCAGGUAAAAUGAUUAUUGGAAGAAAACUUUCAUGUCAUAGGGGCACAUUGUGUGUCCAUGUUCUAUGGGCACCUUGUCUGUCCAUGCCAUAGGGGCACGUCUGUCCAUGACAUAGAGGCAAAUUGUCUGCAUAUGUUCUAUGGGCACCUUGUCUGUCCAUGUUCUAUGGGCACCUUGUGUGUCCAUGUUCUAUGGGCACCUUGUCUGUCCAUGUUCUAGGGACAUCUUGUCUGUCCAUGUUCUAUGGGCACCUUGUCUGUCCAUGUUCUAUGGGCACCUUGUCUGUCCAUGUUCUAUGGGCACCUUGUCUGUCCAUGUUCUAUGGGCACCUUGUCUGUCCAUGUCCUAGGGGCACCUUGUCUGUCUAUGUUCUAUAUGGGCACCUUGUGUGUCCAUGACAUAGACGCACCUUGUCUGCCUAUGUCCCAGGGGCACUUUGUCCAUGUUCUGUGGGCACCUUGUCUGUCCAUGUCAUAGGUGUACCUUGUCUGUCCAUGCCAUAGGGGUCAAUGUGUCUGUCCAUUUCAUAGCUAUAUGUACGGGCCCCUUGUCUGACCUAUGUACACGUAUGGCAGAACAAGUGUGGUAAAGAGCUACCAUAAUUGUUGUAAUAAUACAACAGUAAAUGUUCAUCCUUGGUUUAUGUAUUUACAUGUUAUUAAGUUACAUUAUAUGCAGCAUAAAAUUGUGUAAAAUAUUAAUUUGGAUAUACAGCAUUGCUCACUGAUUAGUGACAUCACAUGUCAAGGAAUAAAAUAAAGAUAGAAUAAUUUGCAAUAACAUUAUUUUAUAAGUGUCAUCCACAUGUGUUGAACCAGUAAUUAUAACAUAUUACCUUAACGUGCACUAAUUCAGUAUUAACCUUUAAAAUAGGAAAACCAAGUUAUUACCAGGUAAUAUUUCUGUCCCAAAACGUUAUUUUUACCCUAGCAUCAUAUGAGUGAUGCCAGGGUUGGGAGCUCUGGAUUCACAAUAUUAGAAAAUGUUGAGGUCAUUAAUAUUAACUAUAUUAUAAUUUAUUUUUAAGCAAAUGUCAUGAACAAUACCUUGAAAUUGCUUGUAGAAUUUGGGCCAGAAAGUUAGAAGUGAAUUUUGUGCUGUCACAUUGAGAAGUAACACAUUAUUUUCUAAUUUUUUUAGAGCAUAUUGAACAGAAAAGCAACAAAAGCUCACACAAUAGCCAGAUUUAUUGUGCCAUUCUUUCUGUGAUGUUUCUUUUUUUCUAGCUGGAUAGUUACUUUGUUCUGAUUUAUAAAACAGAAAAUACAUCUAGAUCUGUGCAUAUUACUACGUACAGACAAGGGGAAUAACUCAUCCGACUUUGAUGUACCUGUAUUUAACCUGGGUUCCACGUGUGCCUGAUUUUGCCAUUGUCCUUUUAAUGUAUUGUUUAUGUAGUCAUUGAAAUUUUGUUUAAGACUUCAAUGAAACACAAUUGUAUUAAAUACAAAUUCAUUA
Messenger RNA from Pecten maximus, 6314 nucleotides. Its product is annotated as mitofusin-2-like. Lineage: Eukaryota; Metazoa; Mollusca; Bivalvia; Pectinida; Pectinidae. The transcript is spliced from 18 exons. Gene Ontology annotation, cellular component: mitochondrial outer membrane. The record is from RefSeq and is a predicted model, not a curated record. Gene Ontology annotation, biological process: mitochondrial fusion; mitochondrion localization. Bases 178 to 2475 code for a protein of 765 amino acids. Gene Ontology annotation, molecular function: GTPase activity; GTP binding.